This is a messenger RNA of Artibeus jamaicensis (Jamaican fruit-eating bat), 2286 nucleotides long. RefSeq names its product fatty acid desaturase 2-like protein FADS2B. Bases 291 to 1742 code for a protein of 483 amino acids. Lineage: Eukaryota; Metazoa; Chordata; Mammalia; Chiroptera; Phyllostomidae. Gene Ontology annotation, molecular function: oxidoreductase activity, acting on paired donors, with oxidation of a pair of donors resulting in the reduction of molecular oxygen to two molecules of water. Gene Ontology annotation, cellular component: membrane. The transcript has 12 exons. The record is from RefSeq and is a predicted model, not a curated record. Gene Ontology annotation, biological process: lipid metabolic process.
AUGAAGGAUGCUGCUAAGAGUCCUUCUGCAGGGAGAGGAGAAGUGAAGAGAUAAAGGUGGUCCAGCCCCCAUCAGGGCAGAAGAGAUUCAGGACAGGCAGAAGUGAGAGGCUGGGAAUGUGCUCACCAUCAGGUUUGUGAAGAGAUAGAUAAUUGGGCUAAAAAAGAAGUAUUCUGUGCAGGCAUCUUACUGCAAUGGAAUAAAAGGGGAAGAGGAGUUAGUUUAUUGUCUAAUCAGAGGUGAGAGUUAGAAGUUUCAGGAGUCAACCCAGAAAUCUCAAGGGUUCGGUGAUGAUGAAGAUUGAAAAAAAGCAUGCAGGCAAUGGAAGCCUUGUGGGAAAGAGUAAGGUCUACAUAAGGGAGCAGCAUCAGGCAAACCAUGAACCAGCAGCAAAUGGGGAAGCAGAAGGCUAUGUAAAGCAGGUGGCAGAUGGGAAUGGUGGCGUGCCCAGAAAGAGCCUCAACUUGUACAGCUGGCAGGAGAUCCAGAGACACAAUCAGGAGGCCGACCAGUGGCUGGUGAUCAACCGCAAGGUCUACGACGUUACUAGCUGGGCAGACCGCCAUCCAGGUGGGCGCCGAGUCCUCAACCACUACGCUGGGGAAGACGCCACGGAUGUCUUCAGAGCCAUGCACCCUGAGCUUAACAUUGCCCAACUGUACCUUAAGCCACUGCUCAUCGGAGAGCUUGAUCCAGAAGAGCCCAGCCACGAGAGAAACAAAAAUUCCCAGUUGGUGGAAGACUUCCAAGAACUGCGGAGAACAUUAGAGACAAUGAACAUGUUCAAUGCCAACCUGGGGUUUUUUUUCCUCCACCUCAUCCAGAUCUUGAUUUUGGAAGCCCUGGCUUGGCUAAUGCUAUGGUAUUUUGGCAAUGGCUGGCCAAUUAUUAUAUGUAUUUCCUUUCUUCUUACAAUUUCUCAGGCCCAGAGUUCAUUUUUGCAGCAUGAUACAGGCCACCUUUCUAUAUUUAAGAAGUCCAAAUGGAACCGCCUGAUGCACAGAUUUGUGAUGUGUCAUCUUAAGGGCCUGUCAGCAAACUGGUGGAAUUACCGACACUUUCAGCAUCACGUAAAACCAAAUAUUUACCCAAAAGAUCCGGAUAUUGAUACGGGCCCACUUUUCCUCCUUGGAGAUUUGCAACCUGUCAAGUAUGGCAAGAAGAAAAUCAAGUACAUUGACUAUGAAAAGCAGCACCUGUACUUCUACAUGAUUGGGCUUCCCCUCCUUGUGCCUAUAUAUUUCAACCUACAAUCCAUGCAAGUGAUGUACCUCCGAAGGUAUUGGGGGGAUAUUGCCUGGGUCAGCAGUUUUUACAUCCGCUAUUUCAUCACAUUUGGCCCUUUCUACGGAAUCUUCGGAACCAUGUUGCUCAUAUAUUUGGUCAAGUUUCUUGAAAGUCCCUGGAUUGCAUAUGUUAUACAGAUGAGCCACAUACCAAUGAAAAUGAGCACAGAGGAGAACAGAGACUGGCUCAGUACUCAGGUAUUGGCCACCUGUAAUGUUGAACAGUCCUUCUUCAAUGACUGGUUCACUGGGCACCUGAACUUCCAAAUAGAGCACCAUCUGUUCCCCACUAUGCCUCGUCAUAAUUAUCACAAGGCAGCACCUCUGGUGAGGUCCCUGUGUGCCAAACACGGAUUGCAGUAUGUGAAUAAGCCCAUGUUGAAGGCGUUUGGAGAUAUUAUCAGGGCCUUGAAGAAAUCUGCAGCCCUCUGGGUGGAUGCGUACUAUGAAACAUGAUGCAGAACACCAGCCUUGACAUGCAUGCCAUUGUAUCUCUCAAAGGGGCUGGUGAAAGUGCAAGAACUCUUCCCACUUACCUGUCAAUGCCACUGGCAUACCCUUGAAAUGUGAACUCUGAGGACACAUGAUAACCCCUUCCCUGAAGGUUUCCUCUGCAAACAACAAGCAGUGGGAACACAAGAUGGCUUUGACCAGACUAACAAAUGGGACAUGGGAGCCCCAUGUUUUUAUUUUUUCAAAAGGGUCUCGAACUUAGUCCUACCAACAGACCUUAGUCAAAUCAUCUCAGUCACUGGGCAUAAGCACAGGAGAGCCAUGGAGAAGUUUCACUGAUGAAGUGGACAUAGAAGAGAGUGGGCCAAGUAGAGACCCUGGAUGGAGCACUUUUUGAAAAACAAAGCAGUUACUCUUAGAAGAAAAUAGUGUAUUUAAGAAAUUCCUGUUGAAGCACAAAUGUUUUGCUUAUUCCUUUUAUAAAUGUUUGAACUUUUUCUUUAAAUGUUGAGUAUCAUUAACAUUAAAAUCUCUUUAAAUGUUUCAA